AUGACCUUGCGGCUCAUCCUUCUGUACACUGGUCUGACGAAGAUGACAGAUGCAAAACAGCAGGGGCAGCAGCAGCUGCGCGAGCUGCUGCAGGCAUCCCUGCAACCUGCUACAGCCAAGGCAGCAACAGAACAGGUGCGGCAGUUGCUGCAGCAGCAGCAGCAGCCGGAGCAGCAGCGUGAGGUGUAUCUGCUGCUAGCAGAGGAGGCUCUUAGAGGAGAACAAGAAGAAAUCAGACAGCUUGCUGCAGUGCUGCUCAGACGCAAGGCAGCAAAGGCAUUUGGCUGCAUGCAGCCAGAGCAGCAGUCUGAGUUUACGGAGUCCUUAGUAAAUCGUUUGGGCAGCGAGUCUUCGAAGCCAGUGCGUCACUCCUUAGGUCAUUUGCUUGCUGCGCUGCUGCGGCUGCCUCAAUUUGACGAAGCAAAGACGAGACAUGUGCUGCAGCUCCUUGCUGCACCUCUGCUGCAGCAGCAGCAGCAGCAACAAAUGCAGCAGCAGCAGCUGCAGCAGCUGCAACUUGCUGCUGUCGAGGUAUUUGCUGCAUAUGUUGAAAGCGGAGACGGGGCAGAGACCUUCUUUGAUGAGUUGCUACACAUCUUUCAGCAAGGCUGCAUGCAGCUGAAUGCUGCCUCUUGGGGUGUAUCUGCAGCUCUCGCCACCACUGAUCAAAACCCUUCCCUCGCUGGGCCUUCUUUUGAGGGGCUCAGGGGCCUCGCGGAGGAUGCAGUAGACCCUGCACAACAAAAAAAGUUGUUUGCACUGCUGCCUGGCGUAACAACAGUUAUAGAGAAGGCGCUGCAGCCAGGCGGCGAUGAAGCCGUGGCUAUGGGGGGCCUCGAACUCAUAGACGACCUCCUAUCAAACGACUUGGUUUUAUCUGAAGCGGAGCUGCUGUCCGUUUUAAAUUUUCUUCUGUCUCUCGCUGAGCGGCCUUCCCUUGACAUCGGUUUAAGACAGCAGGCGCUGUCUCCUAUUCAGUGGGCAGCAAAACAAAAACCCAGAGUAUUAUGCAAGGGGGGCUUCGUCCCCCGUCUAUUAGAAGUAUUGGUCCGGAUUGCUGCUGAGCCUGACAGCGCUGAUUGCAUAAUAAUUGAAGACGAUGCGGAUGAAGGCGAAGAGUUAAACCCUUACAGAUUAGCUUGUCAGACAGUAGAUGCUAUUGCUGUUGCCCUCCCAAAUAAACAUGUCUGUAGACCUUUGCUGCAGCGACUGGAGGUCUAUAUACACCCUACAAGUCCCCGUACACCCGAGCAAGAAGUGCUGCAGCAAAGAGCAGCACUUACUUGCAUCGGUAUCAUGAGUGAAGGCUGUGAAGCAGCACUUCGAGGCAAACUUAAAACUCUCAUGCCUUUCCUUACUCCUCUACUGCAGCACAAUCAUCCUGCUGUUGCUGCUGCUGCUGCUCUCUGCUUCGGACAAUUCGCUGGGCAGGGAGAUGCCGCCCAGGGAGAAGGGGCUUGGGGGCGAUGUAUGCUGCUGCUACUGCUGCUGCAACUGCUGCUGCUGCUGCUGCUGCUGCUGCUGCUGCUGCUGCUGCUGUACCUCCAGCCUGAGAUAAUGCAGUACCAGGCUCAGGUGCUGCCGCUGCUGCUGCAGCAGCUCGACAACCCCAGCCGUCUAGUGCAACACAAAGCCUGCUACGCUCCAAGCGACAGCGUCAGAGAAGUUUGUUUGAGCGCUAUUCGUUCUGCUGCGGUAGCGAGUGUAGCUGAUGAAGAGGAGACAGGUGUCUCCUCUGUGUCUCCUCGGCCUUUUGAUGCGUUUGCUGCUGACCUAUUUCGUUUGUUAGAAGAGAUAAUUAGGUCUCCAACUGUCCCCCGUGGCAGUGCAGCAGCAGGAGGUGCAGCAGCAGUAGCAGCAGGCUGCUCACCUGCAACAAAGGCGAGAGCUAUCGGCGUUAUUGGGGGCCUUGUUAAGGGGCUGUCUCCUCAAUGCUAUCAGCAGCAGCUGCCUCAACUGCUGCAGCUAGUUGUGCAGCAGGUAGAUGGAGGAGACACUGCAGCAGAUAACAAAGGAGACGCCAAAGGAGACAGUACACCCGAAGCAGCACAUGAAAUUCGAGACGAGGCCUUCGCUUGCUUCCGUGAUGUCUCCUCUGCUCUUAAAGAAGACUUCGUCCCCUUCCUUGAGGACGUGAUGGUUCGUGUCUUAGCUUCUUUAUUUAGCAGCGAGGGGUUUGUUGCUUCUCAAGAUGUAGGAGAUUUCGCAUUAGGAGACAGCGGAGACGAAGACGAGGGGGGGAAGGAGCUUCAAAUAAGAGACGGGUAUCUCGACGAGUUGGACUCUGCUGCUUUCUGUCUCCGUUCUUUGUGGGAGAAUUGCGGGGGGCACUGCAUGAAGUACCUUCAAAAGACAUGUGAAGCAAUAGAAGUCUUAAAGAUGCACUUCCACGACAAUGCCAGGCAGCAGGCUGGCUUUCUUAUUGCUGCUGUGCUGCUGGCAGCUCAUAAGACCUUAUCUCCACAGCAGCAGCAGCAGCAGCAGCAACAGCAGCAGCAGCAGCAGCAAACAGAUCCGCAGCCCCUCCAACCCCAUGUCUUGCAGCUCUGGCAGACGCAACUUUACCCUCUUCUCUUCGCCAUCAUCAGCGAGGACGUAGACAAGGAGACAGUUGGAGACGCCUUGUCUGCUAUGGGUGUCGUCUUAGAGGGUGUGGGGCCCGCUGCUUUCUUCAGCAAAGAGCAGCGCGAGAGUUUGCUGCAGCAGUGCAGCAAUUUGCUGCGGGGCAAUCACAUCUGCCAGCUCAACCAAGACGAAGACGACUCGCGACAAGAAGAAGAAUAUUUGUUUGAGGGUCUGGUUGCGUUCUUGUCUGCAUUUGCUAGUGCAGCAGCACAGGGUACAGCUGCGCUGACAGCAGCAGCAACAGCAGCAGAUCCAGCAGCAGCAACUCAAGCAGCACAGGCUAUAGCAGCAAACUGCAACAUGGAGGACUUCUGCAGGGCUUAUGCUGAUCUUCACCCGCACAUCUUAGCGCUGGCUGCUCACAAACAUUCAAAGAUAUAUGCUGCCAUAGGCUUGGGCUGCUUUGCUGAGGUGUUUAGGGAGAUGCAAGCAGCAGCAAUUCCUUACGCGGGGUUGCCAGCAGUGCUGAAGGCAGUGGGUAGCGGCAUAGCCCAAGACGAAGAUGAAGACUGCAGACGCAACGCUUGCUUCUGUCUCAGUGUUAUCUAUGAGGUGGCGGGAUCGUCUCCUGAAGUCAACUCCAAAAGUUUGGAGUUUCUGCAACUCAUGCAUCCUAUCUUCAGACCCCGUGAUGAUCUGAAUAGGUCUGAGCAGAGCACAGUAGACAACGCCUGUUCUGCUGUUGCAUCGAUGCUGCUGCAUGCACCAGCAGCGGGGCUGCCUCUAGCAGACAUUGUUAGAGUGUUUGUCCAGCAUUUACCUCUCGAGACAGACAAAGAAGAAAGUAAAACUGUUUUAAAGGCUCUGCUGCACCUUGCAGCAACACAACCCCAACUCGUGCUGCAGUACGCCCAGCAGUUUAUGUUUGCCUGUGCAUGCGAGGCUUCCUUCCCAGGAGCAGCAAGAAAGGUUGGGUUAGAGCUAACAGCAGCAGCGCAGCAGCUGCUGCAGCAAAUGACGAGCUCUCAGCUGCCUCCUGUAGGAAGAUCAUAG
Molecule: messenger RNA, 3618 nt
Organism: Eimeria acervulina
Lineage: Eukaryota; Apicomplexa; Conoidasida; Eucoccidiorida; Eimeriidae
Product: importin, putative
Exons: 21
Coding region: 1-3618 (1205 amino acids)
Biological process (GO): protein import into nucleus
Cellular component (GO): nucleus; cytoplasm
Molecular function (GO): nuclear import signal receptor activity
Source: RefSeq, a predicted model, not a curated record